GUACCUGAACGCAACCGGCCCACUUCCAACAUGGCGGCUCAACGGAGGAAUUUGAUGCAGAGUCAUCAGAGUUGGACCGACGACCUUCCUCUGUGCCAACUCUGCGGCGUUGGCACCGCACCCAACUGCGUGUAUGGCCCCGAUGGGAAAGGCACGCAGAGCCACCCCAAUGAGGACACACACCUUCGCUUCAGGAGUGAGGAUGGCUGCUCCCUCUACGGCGUCUUCAACGGCUACGACGGCAGCCGAGUGGCCAGCUUCGCUUCGCAGUGUCUUACGGCCGAACUCCUGCUGGAGCAGCUCAGUGCCGACCACACGGACACCGAUAUCCGCAGGAUCCUCACGCAGGCAUUUGAAGCGGUGGAGAAAAGCUACUUGCACACCAUCGACGACGCUCUGGCAGAGAAAGCUAACCUGUCUGGCUACAUGCUACCGCAUAGCGAGAAGGUGCAGGAGCGCUUGAAGGAGUUGGAGCAGGAGGUGUCGGGAGGAGCCAUGGCUAUCGUGGCGCUCAUCCUCAACAACAAACUCUACAUCGCCAACGUUGGGACCAACCGGGCUCUGCUGUGCAAAACCACCAGCGAUGGCCAGAACCAGUUUUUCCAGCUUGGCCGACCUCACAGCACCGAUAAUGACGACGAGCUGCAGAGACUUGCUGGGCUGGGAUUGGAUUCGGCCCGCGUGAGGCAGGCGUGUCAGAUUGCUGGGCAGAGCAGCACCAGGAGGCUUGGAGACUACCGGGUCAAAAUCAACUACAAUGAUAUCGACCUGCUCAGCGCAGCCAAAACGAGGCCCAUCAUAGCCGAGCCAGAGAUACUGGGUAGCCAGUCGCUGGAUAGCGUUACGGGCUUUCUGCUGCUCAUGUCGGAAGGACUCAUCGACGCCCUGGAGUGCGCGCACGGGCCCGAACACGUCAAUAAGGAACUCGUUGCCAUGGUGGCAGCCGAGCUGGCGCAGCAGAGCACGCUGGAGGCGGCCGCCCAGUCGGUGGUGGACCGCGUCAAACGGCUGCACCACGACGUCUACACGUCGGGCCGCCAGAGGGCCACCUUCUGCUCCCGUCACGAGGACAUGACCCUGCUCAUCCGCACGCUCAACUACCCGCUGGCGGACGGCGCCCAAACGCCCACGCAAGGCGGCCGCAUCUACCCGGUGUCGGUGCCCUACUCCAACAGCCAGAGCACCAGUAAAACCAGCGUCACCCUCUCGCUGGUUAUGCCCUCGCAGAGCACCCUGACCAACGGGACCGCCGCCGCCUCCACCCUGGAGGAGGGCACCCCCACGCCUGGUAGCCAGAGCCCCACGGCCACCCUGCAGUCCACCAACACGCAGACGCAGAGCUCCAGCUCCAGCUCGGGCGACGGCAGCCUCUUCCGCCAGCGGGGGAGCCAGGCGGCGCAGCCCGACGAGACGGGACGCGUCCCGCCCUACGUGGACUUCACGCAGUUCUACCGCCUGUGGGGCGGCGAACACGGCGACGGACAGAUCGCUCGGGGCGGCCUGGGACCUGAGUGAGACCGACGUGGCGGAGU
Hippocampus zosterae (dwarf seahorse) is the source of this 1532-nucleotide messenger RNA. It is a transcript of the gene tab1, whose product is annotated as TGF-beta activated kinase 1/MAP3K7 binding protein 1. Gene Ontology annotation, cellular component: cytosol. Gene Ontology annotation, biological process: protein dephosphorylation. The transcript has 11 exons. Gene Ontology annotation, molecular function: protein serine/threonine phosphatase activity. NCBI's taxonomy places the organism in Eukaryota, Metazoa, Chordata, Actinopteri, Syngnathiformes, Syngnathidae. The coding region runs from base 31 to 1515 and encodes 494 amino acids. The record is from RefSeq and is a predicted model, not a curated record.